Messenger RNA from Sycon ciliatum, 1655 nucleotides. Its product is annotated as TFIIA-alpha and beta-like factor. Bases 50 to 994 code for a protein of 314 amino acids. Gene Ontology annotation, biological process: transcription by RNA polymerase II; transcription initiation at RNA polymerase II promoter. Gene Ontology annotation, cellular component: transcription factor TFIIA complex. NCBI's taxonomy places the organism in Eukaryota, Metazoa, Porifera, Calcarea, Leucosolenida, Sycettidae. The transcript has a single exon. The record is from RefSeq and is a predicted model, not a curated record.
GCUCGAAGUAUAUAAAGAAAAGGUCCUCGAAGGAGGAAGAAGGGCAAUCAUGAGUGGCCCCAAUAAUGUCGCAGGAUUCUACAAAACGGUUAUGAAUGAUGUUAUGAAAAAUUGUAGAGAUGCAUUCUUGAACGAGGGAGUGGACGAGCAGGUUCUGCGAGAUUUAUCAUCGAUCUGGAAGUCCAAAGUGGAGCAAUCUCAUGCUGUAGAUAUUAGUACUGAAACGCCUCAAGCAACUGCUCUCGGUCAUCUGGCUGCAGCAACUGGCUUGAAGAGGACCCCUGCUACUGCAGCUACGCUGAGCAGUGCCGACGCUGCUGUUACGGCUACCCUGAGUCAAUUGCCGUUGUUUCCUAAUCUAGGGUCAGUGCCCAAUGUAUCCCACCCAGGAAUUCAAAUGCUGCAGGCGAGAGCUGCUGUGCAGAUGCAAGCUGCUCAACUCCACGCAGCAACCGUAGCCGCACAGGGGCCUCCAGCCAAACGGCCAUGUCUGGAACAUAAAUCUGUUCUACCAGGACAGGCAAGUAGUGUGCAUGUUCCAGUAACCGGCAUAAUAGCCACAACGACAGCAGUGGGCACCGCAGCAGGCACCAUCCCUGCACCGGUCCAAAAGAAAAUUCCACAGCUUGAUGGUGCACAUGCGGGCAGUUCAUCAGAGGAUGAUGACGAUGACGACGAGGACAAUGACGAGGAUGACGACGAUGACGAUGAUGAUGACGACGAUGACGACGAUGAUGAUGACGGCUUGCUGGAAGAGUUUGACGAGGGCGGUGACAAGUCAGACCAUGUACAUGAUGACCCGCUAGGGUCUGGUGACGAUGGCAGUGAAUCAGAUGGAUCGGACCACUUUGAUACAGAGAAUGUCGUAGUCUGCCAGUUUGACAAAGUCAAUCGGACACGAAAUAAGUGGAAAUUUACAUUCAAGGAUGGCAUCAUGAACUUGAAUGGCAAAGACCAUGUGUUCGCGCGAUCUACAGGCGAGGCGGAAUGGUAGCACCGGCCGUGUGUGUAUGUACACACUGUGCAAUGUGCUGCAUAGGGUAGUGCAAAUGUGUGCUGUGCCAGACCAAGCUAAGUUGCUACUAGCGCAGGUCUGGAGGCCAAGACAAGCCACUAGUCCCAUACUUUCCUAUUUUGUCAUCCAUUUUUAACACCAUGCACACAUGGCCCACUCUCCACUGGCCCGUCGUCUUGUUUCCACGCAGAGCAGAGCCAGUGUUGUUGGUUGAGCUAGUUAGCACACGCCUGUAAAGGCCGUGCUACAGACAGUACGUGCAUCCAUGUAACAUCGAAACUCACCGUUUCCUUCUUUUCAGUUUUUAUUAGGCUGUUUUUGUUUAGCUUUUAGUGCUGUGUGAACAUAUGCCAUUAGUAACUAUUGUACACGUUGACUACUACUAUCGUUAGCUUGUGUACUUCAUAUAACCUCUUUUUUAUCCUAGUUUGUUAAAAAGAAUAUUCAUCCUUUUUUUUAUAUGAAAAUGUACAAAAUUGAGAAAACCAGUGUACUAUUUUUUACAAGAAAUUCACCCCAAGCUGAAAUAUAAUUUCUUUUCAUGAAUCGUCUGACAUGACUGUUCGUUGUAGAAGUACAGUCAGUGCUGUCUUGUUGAAAAUUGAGUUCCAUGUAAAAUUAAGUGAUGGCUGACGCUCUA